Molecule: messenger RNA, 3180 nt
Organism: Ceraceosorus guamensis
Lineage: Eukaryota; Fungi; Basidiomycota; Exobasidiomycetes; Ceraceosorales; Ceraceosoraceae
Exons: 8
Coding region: 138-2978 (946 amino acids)
Source: RefSeq, a predicted model, not a curated record
CAGCUGGUCUGGCACGACUUCUUUUCUCUUCGCUUUAUCGUUCUACUUCGACAUUCAAUCGACUCUGCGACCUGUCAUUCUGCCUUGAGGCUUUGGGCUUUUGUACCUCUGCAUCUUGAGCGAUCGGAGCGCCCACCAUGAGGCUGAUAGCGGUACUAGUCGCACUUGCAUUCUGCCAGCUUACAGCUGCAGUGCUGUUCGGUGAGAGCGGGGGACCUGUCGCCUCUGCGCACAAUGCUUUGACGCGAGGCAAACAAAUGCUGGCCGCUUGGAUUCAUCCUUCGAAAGGCGUCGCACUUCGCAAAGGAGCGCCCAGAAACCAGAGCCCAAUUUCCCUGUUGGGCUGCAUGACCUGUGAUACAGGCGUCGUCGACCCGAAGAGCAACAAGCAUAUCAGGGAGUCGUCCAAAAAGCUCGACGCAGAGGCAAAUUCAUGGGCAAACAGAGCCAGCGCUUCCGACGAGCACUCGCUCUACCUUUAUGGCAGCCGCACAGGAUCUCGAAAGAGCAGCACCUCUUCGUCGCCCCACUCGAGGCGUAGAGAUGGAUCCGGCAAGGGUGUAGGACGCACUGAUCAUCUCCUGCUUGCUCAGAGUCGGCCAGGAAGUCCGAUUCCCUCCAGGCAUGAUCCGCACAUCAACAACAUUUUCCUUGGCAACUCUUAUUGGGGACGGCAGUCCCUCGCAACACCACCAAAAUCAGUAUGGGGUAGUCCUGGCUCUCCUACUGGGCCGUUGAGGAACGAAGUUGGCAAGCAGGUUUUCCGUAGCAAGAGCUUCAAGCCAGCGACAUCCUUUUCAUUCCAGCCCGAAGUGUCAAGCUUGUCCCACGACGCACAUGAGCCAGGUUCAACCUCUCCAGAUCUCACUCACUUCAAACGGUCCGGUCGCAAGAAAACGGACCUCACCCCGCUCAACGUUCCGAAGCGCUCGGAGGAGAUUCAGCGAAGACGAGUACAGAUCGAGGCGAUCAUGCCGAUCAGCACUGAGAUGACCUUGAUGAAACGCUCGAGUCAUGGACAAGUAGCCUUUAUGAUGCAAAACAACUUGCAACGCCGACUGUUGAAGAGCGGCUAUGCCAAGGCGAAGAAGGUCUUGCGAGCCGUCGGCAACAUGGGCUGCACUGGAUGCGGAAAAGCGUGGUCUCCACAGCCGUCGGUUGCCGAUCACUACUGGCGACUCGGCUCCGCCUCCUUCUCAGACGCAACACGCUCCCGACACUCGCGAUCAGUAUCAUUUUCCGACAUGUCCACGUCGCUCAAGGAGUCCUCCUUGACGCCCAAGGACUUACCUCAUCUACGCAACGGUGGUCAGAUUUCGCCGUCCCGUUUGAUGCAAGAGUCUCCACCGCGUCAGCCCCCCAAUGAGAAUUUUGACGAUCCAGAACAGUGGAAUCGAGUGUGGAAGUGGAUCCCUCGUCCACCGGCUGCCAAGCCUGCGGAACCAGUUCCGAAAACAGUUGUCGAAAGUAUCCCGCUGCCACUGCUGCCGCCACGCGCACCACCUAAAAAAUUCAAGCGAACUUCGUCUGCUGCGGGCAGCGCCAGUACGGUCCAUCCUACGACAAAAACCCCGCCUUCUUCCAUCUCUGACCUCAUCAAGCGAGGCCUGACCGAGAACCUAUUUAAGCUCUGCAAAGGAUGCACCCGCCCUUCGGCCGCGGAAGAGUCUAGCCUUGCCCCACUGAGUGCAGCGCAUUCCGACAGUCCUGCUUUCAGAAGAUUGACCAGCGAGCACAUGUCAAGAAUGCAGCAUUGGACCGAGCACGGUAGACAGCCCCUGCGUGAGCGACCGCUGCAAACAGAAACAGAAGACCUUCGCCUUUCAGAGGUGCCAGGACCGAUGAGCAUGCGCGCAAAGAAGACUGCCAUCGCUGCGUGGGCUCGUAGGCAGGGCAAGCUUCCUAGACUUGCUGGCGGCGGAACUCAGGAAAGACCCUGGGCGGAGGAGAAUCUGGGCCACGAUCGUCCAGUCUUUGAUCCAUGGCUUCUAUCGCCGGAAAGACGCCCGCCCGAGCUCGAACCUGGUCACACCAGCCAGCAGCACAGCUUUGACACGCCUCGUGCACUAUCUCCAACUCGCCUGAGUGAUGCUGGCGAGGGGUCGCGAGGCGGAGAAGCUUCACGACACAAGACCAAUGACCCAUCAGCAGCUUCUGUCAGAUCUUCUACGCUCUCGGGCCAGAACUCCUUGACCGCACUUGAAGCAGCCUUCCGGAAAGCCGAAGGCCGCGCAAACAAAUCGCCCGAAAAAGGCACCAGGGCAACGAGUGCUAGGCGUCUCGCAGAGCGGACGCGCGAUCACAGACUUGCAAAGCGUGACCUGCGCUCGGACCAGGUGUUGCAAAAGCGCUUCUUGGGCAAGCUUUUCUCGUGCUUUGGAGGAUGCAAGAGCAGCAGUCCCAAAUUUCCGAAAAUCCCUGCAGGAGCGACAGACGCAGAAGUCAAAAAGUUUGCGGGAUCCCUUCUGGGCAAGACCUCGACCAUCUCUGGCACUCGUCACCGAACGCAUCGACGUGCUCAUAGCCUACAAAUCUUGCAAAAGCGUCUCUCAAGAAGCCUUUUCGCAUGCUUCGGACUUUGCAAAGCUCCAUUGCCGCCUAGGAUGCCCCAAAUUCGGACGACCGAAGCAGAGCUUCUCAAAGUUGCUGCGGAUCGCAAGCCACAUGGCGCCAUCUCAAGCAGCCAUCUGGCUCAUGCUGAGCGUCGCGACAUUGUUCACAUUCUCCACAGGCGCUUCCUUAAGGCUUUAUUUUCCUGCUUCAUGUGCAAAAGCGGCGACAGCCCCAGAUUUCCAAGCAUUCCAAAAGGCGCAACCGACGCGGAUGUGAAGAGAAUCGCAGGGUCCAUGCUGGGCAAGACUUCGACGAUCUCCGGUACUCGUCAUCGCACGCAUCGUAGAGGAAUCCAGGUCAAUGAACUCGAAGUCACCGCGGACCGCGCUGAAAAGCGUGGCGAAAAUGGUCAGGUGGGUAUCUAGUCAGCGGUAUCAGUUCCGAGAUGGAUAGAAGAGAUCGAGCCCGUUGGCUGCGCACUGAGCGACGAAGAAGGACAGCUGAAGGGGAGAUGAUUGUGGCUAGACCGCCAAAGAGAGUCAGCCUUUCUGCGGCAAACGAAAUCGCCAAGCGAACGACUGUUUCCGAAUGAGAUGUGUGCCUACGUGUGCGCCAACCCGCCCCCUG